Messenger RNA from Metschnikowia bicuspidata var. bicuspidata NRRL YB-4993, 816 nucleotides. RefSeq lists its product as uncharacterized. The record is from RefSeq and is a predicted model, not a curated record. NCBI's taxonomy places the organism in Eukaryota, Fungi, Ascomycota, Pichiomycetes, Serinales, Metschnikowiaceae. Gene Ontology annotation, biological process: vacuolar transport. Bases 1 to 816 code for a protein of 271 amino acids. The transcript has 2 exons.
AUGGCAUCCCGCAUACAAAAAAGGAUCAUAUACAUAGCAUUGGUGCUCUUCCUUGUUACGGGCCUAUUUAUAGUCGACAAGCGGCCGCAUCAGAAACAGGAGCACUCAAAGCUAUUUUCAUCGCUCCAAGAUAUGAUGCUGCUGGACAGCGAAAAAGAUAGCAAAUCUGACGACGAAGUCGAGCUAGAAGCUUGCACCACGCUCAAUCCCACUCGCGGCUUCAUUGAUCUCAGAGGCCUCACCAGCCACGCCCAAGAAGGUAAAUUCCAGGCGUGGUUGGCCAAGGACUACGAGUCCGGCAGAAACUUCACAGUGGGUGUCUGCCUGUCGCCCGUGAAGAAAUCCGUGUUGAGUACUGCAGCCUUCAAGGAUUCGGUGAACGCGUCGGAUGUGGGCGCUUAUUACAUCGAUCCGGAAACUGACAAGUACGUGCUGAUGGGCCAGUUUUCGGGCAAACCAGUGUUCAGAGGGAAAAAGUUGACCAUGACGUAUGAGAACGGCUCGUUCUGCGACUCGAUUUUGGCAAGGGAUGGGCUGAGGAUCCGUCGAAGCACAAUCCUUACAUUCACCUGUGACCGCGAGAUGCUCAACAAGGCCCAGGUCUCAUACAUUGCAUCGGCCCAGGAAUGCACUUACAUGUUUGAAAUCAGAUCCCAUUAUGCAUGCCCGACAGCGGCCAAAGCUGAUAACUUGGCUGCUAUCUGGAUAUUUCUCCUCAUCCUCAUGGCCGCAUUAUUGGUUUUCUUCUCCGGCAGUCUCAUCAUCAAAUCCUUGAGGGUCCUACACCUGAAAGGUACGCCCAUCCCUGAAAAAUAA